UUGUCGUAUAAAUACAUUCCAGGGUCUUUCUGAACGCUAUGGUAAUGGUUCUCAGCAAGUUGCUGCAGCAUUACAUAUCCUGAACAAUGUCAUUCCAAAGGUUAGCAUCCAUAAACAGCAUGGGAGACAAAAAGUUAAGCUGGAUGUCCACUUGCAAAAUUUCGCUGUCGAAAAUUUCUCUUGAAUUGUGAGCGGUGAAGUAGAACUGAUUUAUUCGGAUGGUCACAAUUCAAAAGAAAUCAAGCGAAAUAUUUCUCUGUAAGUAUUGUGCACUGAAGCACCAGGCUCUUCACGUGAUCGGGAAAUCUACAAGUUUCACGGUUGAAAUUCUUAUCAGAGAAUGUAUAUUAAAUAGCCUCCACUGUGUCUGGGUUUGCCCGUCCUCGCUUUAAUCGAAAGUGGUUUUAUUUUGACCCGCUCUGACAUUGUGCUCUAGUCCCAAGUAAAUGAGAGGCCCGAAAAGGAAGGUACUGUACCUUCGCUGACCCUAAUUAACAGCGAGACAUGAGUCCAUUGAUAUUGAAUCCAUGGAAUUAAAUCCAUGCAUAGAAUCCAUGAAUCCAUAGAUAUCCUUAGAUAUCGGUUGUUUGCUUUAGAUUACAAAAUUAUUCAAUGAUCUGUACGGUGGGAAAGCACUUGUGGAGGUUGUGAACUUGGAGAAAAAAGAAAGGUACGUUUUAUCUUGCUGGCCUUGCCUCCUCAGCUCAGAACAUCACUGUUCCAUGAAUGUAACGACCCAAAAGAAUGAAAGAUUUUCACCGGGCCCUUAAUUUAAAACAGCGAUGGGUCAAUAUUAAAUUGUGAAUUUAGUAACCUGCCAUUUAUUAGUUAUUCAUGAAUUUUUCUUUGGUUUGAGAAAUUAUCUUUUUGGCAGUGGAAGCGACAGAUUUAUUUAUUAUUUCUGAUAUUAUAUUCUGGUUGCAUAUCGCUUCUCGAAAUAAACAUUUGUUUCAAAUUGGGGGCGGUGUGAGUAUUAAGGAUUUUAUAAACUAAGAGAUUUGUCACGUCUUACAUUAAGAGGUUUCCAAGAUAGUACAUCGGGAUUCAAGGAACUUGGCAGAUCUAAAGUUGUGGUCCUUGAUCUACCUCUUGAUUCUAAAAUUUCUGUACACGGGCGCCGUGCAAAAGAAAUGUCAACAUUUUAAUCAAUCCACAAUCCGAAGUUUAGAAAGCCAAUAGAAUGAGUUCCUUGAACGAACUUCAUACCUUUGGGUUGUUUUGUUACUUUAUAAAAAAUGUUGGUUUCUGUAGAGACGAGCAAAAGAUGGUGCUAAGUGACGAGGAACAUUAUAUGUAUGAAGACGAUGAAAGAGGCCUGAGGGUUAGACGAGAUACGUCCAUUAGAAAGGUAAUGCAGAGCUUUAGAUUUGACUACGAGUACGACUAAAUUAUACUCGUCAUCUUCGUACGACCACGGUUAAUAGUACGACAUUCCGCAUACGACUGCGGAACUUUUCAAAAAUGCCGUUGUCAAGUUGGCGGCUACGAGAUUUAUAAGGCGUCAGUACAUGCAUGUAUAUGAUGGCGUAAGAAUAUGGCGUACCCAAAUAACGAAUCUCGUAUAAAGCUCUCUAAUAUAUACUGUAUUACGUGAAGUACUUAUUUAGUCCAGUGUUGGUAGCUUGUAAUUAUUUUUAUAAUAUACAUAAAACUAUUACUCCACUGUGAUUGGUUGAUUUCAGUGCAAUUAAUCUCAAAUAGCAGUGCAAAAAUCUGUAACAACAGUGCAAAAAUCAGGUGAACAGAGCAAGAAAAUUUUGUCAGUGGACGGUUAGCUAUAUUUAAACGUAUUAAAGUUAAAACUACAAUUGUCUCGAACAUUUUUAUGUAUAUUAAUACGUAAUAGGAUGAUUUCUCGUAAAAUUUGGAUAAAACAAGAACUCGUGAGUUUGUGAGUUUUUCAAAGACCACAAAAUUAAUAGCACUCAUCCUUUGGACUCGUGCUGUUUUGAUGCUCUUUGAAAAUCUCACUCAUGCAUGUUUUAUCCAAAUUGCACUCGAAACCAUCCUAUUACCUAUACUAACAAACUGCGAGGACCUCUCCAUUGUAAGGGUCAUAGAAGUGUUCAUAUUCAGUUAUACAAGUGAAAUUAUAUGUGAAGUGAAUUACAUGCUAGGGCUGGAGAAAGUAAUUUUCCUGGGAGCACAACCUGGAGAUAAUUUUUUUCUGCAGACCAACUGAGUAUUAUAAAUUAGCGUGCUAGUUCGUCAUGUCCAUGGUUAUAAAUUCGUGGACGAUGCAUGUCUGUCUGGGUCCAUAGUGGGAUUUCCUUUAAUUUCCAAGUUGCAUUAUUUUGCAAUCUAUAGCAAAUUUCCUGAGCUGUGCUCGUGUGGUUGACUCUACUUUUCCACUCCUGGUGAAUUACAUAUUACGGUUUUUUGCACUUUUACUAGGUAUAAUAGGUAAUCGUUCAUUUCUGGAGCAGGUUUAUUUUGGAACAGCUUGUCGAUUUUAAAAGGAAAUGAUAACGAGACCAGUUACUUUAAUUAUAGAGGCCUAUGUUCUUAUCAAUAAUGCAUAUACACAAAGAUCUUAACUUAAUUAACUCUCAUGUAGAAAUUUUGACAAUUGACUCUCUUUCUACUUAACCAAAGAGAUGUUGAACACAAAAGCUACAUAGAGAAUGCCCUCAUUUCAAUCAUGUUUUAUAGAAAUUCUUAUUAUUUUCCUAUGUAGAAAACAAAUUGCAAAAACAACCAGAACUUUGCAAUUGUUGACGAUUACUAUGACAACGAGUUUCCUCCAAUAUUUAACAUUUCUCUGUGGUUGAUGGUUAUUCUCGUGUUGACUGUCUAUGCUGUAUCUGUUGUCAUGUGGUAUAUGGAUCCUGGCCGUGAUAGUGUUAUAUAUCGUGUCACCAGUCAACGCAUGAAGUCUGAAUAAUAAUAGAGAACUAUAAAACUAUCUUGAUUGGGAUUAGCAUUGGGAGUAGCAAUUAACUAAUAGUAACUUAGAACAGGACUCCAACGGGAAUACCAGGGUUGUGUAGUGCAGAUCUCUCAAAACGUGCCGUAGUUUGGUCGGUUUUGAUAUAUUGUAAUUCAUAUUUAACAUUUGCCAUACUUUGAAAGAUUUUUUCUCUAAUUACUCAGUAUGCAGUGGCGUAACGCUCAUUAGGUAGGGUUAGUUCAAAAACUAAGGGCCCCCAACAGUUAGGGCCCAUCAGCCACGGCCUAUCGGCGUAUCGCCCAGAAAAUUAGAAAACGUAAAAAAUGCAAGUUAAAGUGAAUACUGUAUGACAUGAAAUUUCUCAUUUUCUUAAACGAAAGUUAAGCUGUAGUGUAACUUAUUUUUCAUUUUCUUGUUUUCAUGGUUUGUUCCCGAGAUAUUUCAAUUUGUUUGAUAUGUUACACUGGUUAUAAAUCGUAAAUCUCUAAAAACUGUAGAUAUCUGUUCACGUUUUUCUACAGUGUUUCAUUAUCAUCUUGGAUGAUAGCAGUGAUAUUCAACCAUUUUGAAGAGCUUGCCACCAACAUGACGUCAUAAAUUAGCGUUUCACACUCAUUUACAUAUCAAACAAAUUGAAAUAUCUCUGGAACAAACCAUAAAAACAAGAAACUGAAAAAUAGGUUACACUACAGCUUAAAGAGUUCUUUCAUUUAAGAAAAUUCAUGUCAUAUGCACUUUAAGAAUCAAUGCAAAAUUAAUUAUGCUAAAAAUUAAACCUCCAUCGACAACGGUAGCUGAUUUUUUUAUUCCAUCAAAUAAAACAGAUAUUGUUAUUGUUAUAGACAUGGAAUUUUCCAGAACAUUUUAUAAAUAUUCAAUAUAAAUAUAAUAUCUCAGUCAAAGAAUGACAACAGUCAACAAGGGCCCCCACACCAAAUACGCCCCUCUCCCUCCGUUACACCACUGUCAGUAUGGCAUUCAAUGCAAACUACUGCUUGCAUGUAAAAGUUGGAAAGCAUCACUCACGAUUUAUACAAGUAGUAAGUAGCAAAUCAUUACAUUGAAUUAGAGUUUAUUUCAUUUGAUUGCCUAACAAAUUAUUUAAAUAUAAAUAAAAUAAAAUUGAAUUUUUCGUUUCUCCAGCUAAUGUAUUUAAUUUAAUGAAUAUCGAAAUGAUGCAUGAUUCAACACACGGUACAAUACAUUUUCCACAGCUAAGGAACCGGUCAUUAUUUAUGGCGGGGGGGGGUGGCACCGAAGAGGAACGUUUUUAUUGGUACAAAUUUUGCUGAUCUAACCCAUUAAAAAGUCAAAAUAUUUUUUACCAACGUCAUAGAUCAAUUGAAAAAUAAAUACCCGCCCCUGGCCAAAAACUUUACAAAAGGAUACCAUUCAGUUGUCACUUCUGUGACACGAGUUUGAUGACUGCUUGUGCAAUUUUCUGCAAACUGACAAGUUUCACGUUGUCUGCACAUGUACUUUCUUUGGAGACACCUCAUGACUGACUGUUGACAUUACUUUUUAGUCUAUUUGAGUGAGCCAUGCUUUGGACAUGACAAUAAUUUCUUAUUACGCGACAAUCGAGUUGUUUUGUUUUUCAUUUACCCAACCUUUUACUUUCUCGAAAUUUUGUUUACCCAACCCUUUUUCUCUUCUGUGCCACCACCGCCAUAAAUAAUGAGCUGCCCUAAAUGGUCAAGACGAAAUAGGCCUGCAAGUUCAUCUGUGCCGACCAACUAUAUGCAGAUACUAUAGUUCGUCUUGCCGGAUAGUUUAUUUACAGGGCUUGAAAUAAGGUUCCCAAACUCCCUUGACUUUCCCUGGUUGAAAACCCUGUUUAUCCUCUGAUCAUAAACAAUUUUUUGCCGAUCGGUGAUACCGAUCGGCUGUUGUUUCAAGCUCUGGUUUAUACUGACGACUUAUAAGACUAACAUCUUUGCCCAAGUUCGUCCAGACGGAUCAUACGUGUCUGACCAAAAGCAACUUCAAAAAGAAAUAAAGGUUUUGUUCACACAGGAUCGGGUGAAUUCGGAAAAGUACUCUUUACGCGGGGACGCACAGAAACUACAAUGUAGGACUUUGUGAUUGGUUGAUCAAAACAAAAGACAGUGAACUAUAAAAAUCAUUUUUCUAAAGAACGAGUAUUGUUGUAUGAACCCAAUCACAAAACACGAUCAUUUGAGGAUGGUAUUUACCACCACAGUUACUUUAGUUAAUCGUUCAUUUACAGUACCAGGUGAACCGAAUGCAUGGAACCGGAGGGCUUUCAGUUUUCUCGGUUCCGAACUCGUCCUGUCUCGUGUGAACGUUUUUUAAAACAGCGGAAAGUUUUCUUAAAUGAAUUAUUCAUAUUAAAAUAAAUUGCAUUAGGGAUGUUAAGACUUUUCAAUCAUUUCUUUGGCAAUCUUCAUGACUUCUCCUGCUCCACGAUUCAGAAGCAUGUUGGCAAGUUCAAUACCAGAAUUUUCGGAACAUUGUAGGGCAUGUUUUAAAUAUUCAGGAAUUAUAACACAUGUUGUUGAUAUGUCUGAUAAAUAUUCCAUGUCGUCAUUUUCACUUGUGUUCUGUUCAACUGUGUGACAAACUUCGUCAGUUAUGCAUUGUCCACCAUCCAGACUUAACACAGCGCCUUCAAGUUUUAA
Molecule: messenger RNA, 5532 nt
Organism: Paramuricea clavata
Lineage: Eukaryota; Metazoa; Cnidaria; Anthozoa; Malacalcyonacea; Plexauridae
Source: the annotation of a GenBank genome assembly